This is a messenger RNA of Jaculus jaculus (lesser Egyptian jerboa), 6254 nucleotides long. It is a transcript of the gene Lmo7, whose product is annotated as LIM domain 7. Gene Ontology annotation, biological process: regulation of signaling; regulation of cell adhesion; actomyosin structure organization. The transcript is spliced from 31 exons. The coding region runs from base 267 to 5498 and encodes 1743 amino acids. Gene Ontology annotation, molecular function: actin binding. NCBI's taxonomy places the organism in Eukaryota, Metazoa, Chordata, Mammalia, Rodentia, Dipodidae. The record is from RefSeq and is a predicted model, not a curated record.
GAAGUCCGAACUGUUGUCUCCGCCGCCGCAGCAGCUGCUGCGCGCCUCCUGUCCUGGGCUCCUGCACCUCCCCACGUCCCCAGCCUACCCCGGGUCCACUUGGGCUCCUCGGGGACUUUGGUGUAGGGGGGAGCGAUUUCCAGAAGUUUCCAGAAAGCUGCACGUCCCAACAACGAGGAGACGCGUGGGGACCCCUCUCUGGCCCCCCCCCACUCCACCCCAGCCUACCUCCGGUGCGGUGCGCACCCAGUUGUCUCGCCCUAGCCAUGGAAGGCGUGGAGGACGCCGAGGCCGACUGCUCCGUGGCCUUCGCAGAGGCUCAGAGAUGGGUGGAGGCCGUAACCGGGAAGAAUUUUGAAGCAAAGGAUUUUCGAGCCUCCCUAGAAAACGGUGUUCUGUUGUGUGAUUUGAUUAACAAGCUCAAACCAGGCAUCAUCAAGAAGAUCAAUAGACUCUCUACACCAAUAGCCGGUUUGGAUAACAUAAACGUUUUUUUGAAAGCUUGUGAACAGAUUGGAUUGAAAGAAGCCCAGCUCUUUCAUCCUGGGGAUCUACAGGAUUUAUCAAAUCGAGUCACUGUCAAGCAAGAAGAGACCGUUAGAAGAGUGAAAAAUGUUUUAAUAACUCUUUACUGGCUUGGAAGAAAAGCACAAAACAACCCUUACUAUAAUGGUCCCUAUUUGAACCUGAAAGCAUUUGAGAAUCUUUUAGGACAAGCGCUGACUAAGGCCCUUGAAGAUUCCAGCUGCCUGAAAAGAAGUGGCCGAGACAGCGGUUACGGUGAUACCUGGUGUCCCGACCGAGGUGAACUUCCUGUUCCUCCAGGCAGGCAUCGGAGGGAAGAUUCUUGUGAGAGCUUGGAUUCUGUGGGGUCCAGGUCACUGACCAGCUGCUCCUCAGACAUCACACUCAGAGGACGAGAAGGUUCGGGAAGUGACACCGAUUGGGAAUCGGCGUUCAGAAUGCAGGACUGUAACAAAGACGACAUGUCCUAUCGGAGGAUUUCAGCCAUCGAGCCCAAGUCUGCCUUACCGUUCAACCGCUUCUUGCCUAACAAAAGUAGGCAGCCAUCCUAUGUGCCAGCCCCCCUGAGGAAGAAGCAGCCAGACAAAAACGAGGGUAACCGAAGGAGCUGGGCAAGCCCUGUGUACACAGAAGCAGAUGGAACCUUUUCAAGUAACCAGAGAAAGACUUGGGGCACCAAGAUGGAGAACUGGUCAGCCACUCGAGAAACUUCCAUCUCCUCUUGUUAUCUGGAAGAGGAAGAAGAAAAACUCACAAGCGUCCCCAACCUUGUCAAGGACGACUUCUAUGUGCGCAAGCUAAGUCCCAUCAUGCCAAGCCCAGGCAGUUCUGAUCAGUUCCUCCCCAAGUGUUGGACUCCCGAGGAAGCGAGCUGGAAAAGAAUAAAAAGGGGAAACUAUAAGCCGUGGUAUAAGGAGUUUCAGGGGUUCAGUCAGUUCUUAUUGCUUCAGGCCCUUCAAACAUACUCUGAUGACAUCUUGUCUUCCGAAACACAUGUCAGAAUCGAUCCCACUUCUGGCCCAAGGCUUAUAACACGCAGAAAGAAUCUCCCUCAUGCAUCGGGCUGCGGAGGCGAUGACCUUGAGGUGCCAGCCCUCGAUCCCGACUUAGAAAACGACGAUUUCUUUGUCAGAAAAACCGGGGCUUUCCGUGCAAACCCAUGCGUCCUUCGAGCCUUCGAAGACUUCAGAAGGUUAUCUGAGCCAGAUGACCCAGUAGAGCGAGACAUAAUUUUGCAGUGCCGCGAAGGUGGGCUGGUACUUCCAGAUCUAGAGAAAGAUGAUAUGAUUGUUCGCCGAAUUCCCGCUCAGAAGAAGGAAGUGCCCCUGUCGGGGGCCCCAGAUAGAUACCAUCCGGUCCCUUUCCCCGAACCCUGGACUCUGCCUCCGGAAAUUCAGGCAAAAUUUCUCUGUGUCCUGGAAAGGACCUGCCCCCCAAAGGACAGAAGCAGCAGUUGUGGGGUGUUAGUCCCUUCCUACCGGCAGAAGAAAGAUGACAUGUUGACGCGCAAGAUCCAGUCUUGGCAGCUGGGCGCUGCUGUGACCCCCGUCAGUUUCAUGCGUGGCCCCUGCAGUGAGGCCGACCUGCAGAAGUGGGAGGCUAUCCGGGCGGCCAGCCGACGUAGGCACAGGAAACGGCUGAUGGUGGAGAGACUCUUUCAAAAGAUGUAUGGUGAGAAUGGGAGCAAAUCCCUGAGCGAUGUCAGCGCCGAGGACGUCCAGAGCCUGCGGCAGCUACGCUACGAGGAGAUGCAGAAAAUAAAGUCACAAUUGAAAGAACAAGACCAGAAAUGGCAGGAUGACCUUGCAAAAUGGAAAGAUCGUCGGAAAAGUUACACUUCAGAUCUUCAGAAGAAAAAAGAAGAGAGGGAAGAAAUUGAAAAGCAGGCGCUUGAGAAGUCUGACCGAAGCUCCAAGACAUUUAAGGAAAUGCUGCAGGACAGGGAAUCCCAAAAUCAGACGUCUAUGGUCACGUCGAGGAGGAGGAUGUAUUCCUCUGUUGAUGCGCUGGAUGAUGAAGAGUUCUUACCCAGGCUGGCUGGGUCAGAAGCCACUCACCAGAGUGAGAGACUUGCAGAGAAAGGAACGGUGCAUCCUACUGAGAUGCCCAAGGAAGAUUCCCCAGCUUUUACGAAGAGACAGGACAGUGCAGCUGCCGAAGUUCCCCUUCCUCCUAAAAGCCUUGAAGAAGAGCGACUCCAAGCCCCCUUGAGCACACGGACAGAGUCGACUCGAGUUUCAGCUUCUCUCCCCAGAAGUUACCAGAAAACUGAUACAGCCAGGUUAACAUCUGUGGUCACAGCGAGACCUUUUGGCGCCCAGUCAAGGGGAAUCUCAUCACUCCCCAGAUCCUUCACGAUGGAUGAUGGCUGGAAGUAUAACGGAGAUGUUGAAGGCAUCAAGGGAACGCAGCACAAUUUGGCCAGUACCACUGCCCAGAAGUCUGACACCAGCCAGCUCACUCUGAGCUCGCCCAGUGAACGAGAGGCACCCACAGGAGAAGGUGUGGCAAAGUUGCCCUCUCCGACUCUCCCCUCCUCAUCUUUCUCCAAAGACCAGGCUGUCACAUCUAAAGCCACACUGUCUUCCGUGACUGGCCUGGAUUCAGUGUCUGACUCUGCAGAAGGGAGAAGCUCGCUCCUGAGGGAGGUUACAAGGUCCCAGGAUCAGUUCAGCGAUAUGAGAAUCAGCAUAAACCAGACACCGGGCAAGAACAUUGACUUUGGGUUUACAGUAAAAUGGGAUUUUUCUGGGAUCUUUGUGGCAUCUGUUGAAGCAGGUAGCCCAGCAGAGUUUUCUCAGCUGCAGGUAGAUGAUGAAAUUAUUGCCAUUAACAACACCAAGUUUUCAUACAAGGAUACAAAAGAGUGGGAGGCGGCCAUGGCAAAUGCUCAGAAAACUGGAACCCUAGUGAUGGAUGUCAGGCGCUAUGGGAAGUCUGACUGGGGCAAAGACCAACUUUCCCUGCCAUUCACACGGCAUAAAACCCUCAAUCUCACCAGUAUGGCUACCAAAAUUAUAGGUUCACCCGAAACAAAGUGGACUGAUACAACUUCUGGAAUUUACCACUCAGACAAGUCUUCGAGCCUGUCAAUAACCACUGAUUUCUCUGAAAGCCUUCAGAGUCCUUGUGCUGAACCCAAAGAAAUCAAUGGAAUUCACGAGGAAAGCAACACAAGUUCUGAACCAAAAGCAUCUGAACCCAUUUCUUUGAGAAACUUAAAAAGACGAUCACAAUUUUUUGAACAAGGAAGCUCGGAUUCUGUGGCUCCUGAUCUUCCAGCUCCAACCCUCAGUGCCCCAAGUCGCUGGGCAUGGGAUCAAGAGGAAGAGCGGAAGCGGCAGGAGAGGUGGCAGAAGGAGCAGGACCGUUUGCUGCAGGAAAAAUACCAACGUGAGCAAGAGAAACUGAGGGAAGAGUGGCAGCGUGCUAAGCAGGAGGCUGAGAGGGAGAACUGCAAGUAUUUGAACGAGGAGCUGAUGGUCCUAAACUCGCACAGCAUUUCUAGGACCGCGCGGGAGCCCAUCGCCACCUGGGAAGCCACCUGGAGUGAGGGGUCCAAGUCUUCUGACAGGGAAGGAACCCGAGCUGGAGAGGAGGAGAAGAGAACCCCGGAAGAGGAUGUUGCUCAGGAGGACCAAAGGCAGAAGCUGCAGGAACAGCUCGUUCUCGAGCAGGAGAGGAAAUUGAAGGAGCAACAGUUUCAGGAAGAGCAGGAGCUUCGCGAGCAGCAGGAAGCUGAGGCCCAGGCCCAGGCUCAGGCUCAGGCCCUGGCACAAGCCCAGGCUCAGGCUCAGGCCCUGGCACAAGCCCAGGCCCAGGCUCAGGCCCUGGCACAAGCCCAGGCCCAGGCUCAGGCCCUAGCACAGGCCCAGGCUCAGGCUCAGGCCCUGGCACAAGCGCAGGCCCAGGCUCAAGCCCUGGCACAGGCCCAGGCUCAGGCUCAGGCCCUGGCACAAGCCCAGGCCCAGGCUCAGGCUCUGGCACAGUCCCAGGCCCUCCAGGAUCAGGCCCAGGCCCAGGCCCAGAAGCACCAUGCCGAAGAGCAGAAGCACCAGGCAGAGAGGGAGAGGGAAACAUCUGUCAAAAUCUACCAGUAUAGGAGGCCCAUUGAUUCCUAUGACAUGCCAAAGAAAGAGGAACAAUCUUCAGGAUUGCUUACUAGCGACAGGAGUAAAUCCAGGUCUACCACUGAACUAGACAAUUACCCCACAAAUAAAAACGGAAGCAGCAAAUAUUUAGACCGAAUCGGGCACACUGGCUUCUCCCAGAGGAGUGUCAAGAAGGAUCAGGUCCCCUCCGAAGCAGAGUUGGAGAGACAACAAAUCCUUCAGGAAAUGAGGAAGAGGACGUCACUUCACAAUGACAACAGCUGGAUCCGCCAGCGCAGCUCCAGUGUGGUGAACAAGGAGCCCAUCUGUCUGCCCGGGGUCAUGAGAAGAGGGGAGUCUCUGGACAACCUGGACUCGCCGCGGCCCAGUUCUUGGCGGCAAUCCCCUUGGCACAGCCAGCCUGCGGGAGUCCACGCCUCUGCGUCCGUUCAAGACUUCAGUCGCCCACUGCCACCGCCGGUGUCCACCUCAAACCGUGCCUACAUGCGGAACCCAUCCUCCACCGCGCCCGCUUCUUCAGCUGGCCCCGUGAAGGCAACCAUUCCAGGCCCGGGCACCUCACAGUCCCCAACCCCACGCAGUCAUUCUCCUUCUAUGUCACAGCCUGGCUCUCAGCUCCGUAACAGGUCAGUGAGUGGGAAGCGCGUGUGCUCCUACUGCGAUAGCAUUCUGGGCAAAGGAGCUGCCAUGAUCAUCGAGUCCCUGGGUCUGUGUUAUCAUUUGCAUUGUUUCAAGUGCGUGUCCUGUGAGCGUGACCUCGGAGGCUCCUCCUCAGGAGCCGAAGUCAGAAUCAGAAACCACCAGCUCUACUGCAAUGACUGCUAUCUCCGAUUCAAAUCUGGACGGCCAACCGCCAUGUGACGUAAGCCUCCACUGGAAAGCGCUGCUGCAGAUACAAGAGGAAGGUUUGCUGCUGGUGUAGGUCUAUAAUACACGGUGUCUGUCUCAGUUUUUGCUCCUUUUUUAAAAUAAUGUUGUUGUCUUUUUUUGCCUUGUUAGAUUACACAGGAACCCUGUAGUCCUGUUAGAAGCUGUAUUUUGUUGUUGUUUAUUUAUAAGAAGGUAAUUGUGUGUGGGGGGAAAAGUGCAGUAUUUACUUUGGGAAUUCAACAUCUUAAAAGCACAAGGGGAGGGCAAAAACCCAAGAGCUUAGGAAAAAACGUUUCUGAGGCUGAUAAUGAUCUCAUUUGACUCUUUGGUGGUGUUUUGAAGAGGGUAUUUUAUUGUUUUUUUUUUUAAGUUCUUAAAUAUUAUUUGAAAUAAUAUAAAUGUUUAAUGGCAUUUGCUCUGUUUAUUGUAAUGUAUUCUAAGUUAAUGUGGAACUACAUGGAAGCUUUCAUUGAAGUCCACACAUAAAUUUGCUUUUGUAAGUCUUCUUUCUACCCAUGUGAUGCAACUGAAAAAUUACUUCGCUUGUGUAACAUUUUAUUUGCUUGAGGCGGGUGCUCUUUUUUUUUUUUUUUUCCAUGAGAACUGUUUCUAAGCAAAUUCCAGUAGAAAGCUGCUUAUUUUCAAUAAUGAAAAAUAACCACAGUUUGUAUACCAGGAGUUUUCUCCAGAAACUUGUAAGCGUUUUUUGUUUCACUGCAUUUGUAAAUAAAGUUGGUAAUGCAUUUA